Molecule: messenger RNA, 741 nt
Organism: Aphanomyces invadans
Lineage: Eukaryota; Oomycota; Saprolegniomycetes; Saprolegniales; Verrucalvaceae
Exons: 1
Coding region: 24-644 (206 amino acids)
Biological process (GO): endoplasmic reticulum to Golgi vesicle-mediated transport; Golgi organization; intracellular protein transport
Cellular component (GO): endoplasmic reticulum; Golgi apparatus; COPII-coated ER to Golgi transport vesicle
Source: RefSeq, a predicted model, not a curated record
AUUGAUACCAGACACUCGUGACGAUGAAGGCGGCGGCGGUGCUCCUCGUACUCUGCAUGUUGAUCGGAUCUGUGCAAGGCGUCCAGUUUGACAUCCCCACGCGUGUGGAGAAGUGCCUGAGCGACGAAGUUGCCCAGGACUCCUUUGUCCUCAUCCAGUACGACGUGCUUGGAAACGCCCAGGGUCGAACGGGGGUAUCUGUCAUGAUUCAGGAUCCAUUGGGCAAGUACAUCAAGGAAGACUCGGACGUGGACGUGUCUAGCGGCGACUUGCACAAAUUCUCGUUCAAUGCAGGCACCGCGGGGAGCUUUUCGACGUGCUUUUUCAACUCGAACGAGUACAACGUGCGCGUAUCGCUGGACUUCAAGCACGGCGUCGAAGCCAAGGACUAUUCGGAGAUUGCCAAGCGCGAACACCUCAUGCCAGUGGAAAAGGAACUCCGAAAGUUGGAAGACACCGUAGACGAGAUCCACCGAGAGAUGCUGUACAUGCGCGAGCGCGAAGCAGCCAUGCGCGACACGAACGAGUCCACAAACGCACGCGUGCUCUGGUUCAGCUCGUUCUCCAUCUUUGUCUUGCUCGCCAUGGGGCUAUGGCAGGUUAUCUACCUCAAGAAGUUCUUUAAGUCCAAGAAGCUCAUCUAAUCAUCGCAUUAUCACAAGGGGGCGGAAAUAUAUUUUUAUGACAAAUCAAUGUUGGCACUUCCUCGAACCAAAUAUAUUUUAUUAUUAUACUUUUCCA